AUGACAAAGGUUGUUCUACUCAAGUUGGCUUUUCUAGGUUUCUACAAGGUGAUCAAGCAAGGCGUACUGCUGAUUCAAGACUUUCCCUCUACGUUGUGCUCUACUUUGGUCAGUAUCUGCAAGGCUAUCUGUCCAUGUUUACUGCUGGCUCUCGAUCGUCUCUUCUUGGUUGCGCUUGGUUAUGCUUGGUUAUGGUUGGCUGUGCUUGGUUGUGCUUGGUUGUGCUUGGUUGUGGUUAGCAAGUUCCACGAUCACAAGGUCUGUUCUACUCAAGCUGGUUCCCUAGGCGUCUUCAAGACUAUCCAUCAAGACAUACCGAUACCUCAAAACUGUCUCUCUUUGAUAAUGCUUUAUCUUAGUCCGUAUCUGCAAGGUCUUUUGUACAAGUAUCACUGGACUUUCAAGACUGGUUUUCCUAGCUCUGGUUCUCUUUGGCCUUCCAAGGUGUUUGUUCAAGGCUCAACAGGUCUUCAUGGUGUGCGUUUCCUUCUUUGA
Molecule: messenger RNA, 495 nt
Organism: Gilbertella persicaria
Lineage: Eukaryota; Fungi; Mucoromycota; Mucoromycetes; Mucorales; Choanephoraceae
Exons: 3
Coding region: 1-495 (164 amino acids)
Source: RefSeq, a predicted model, not a curated record